Molecule: messenger RNA, 1383 nt
Organism: Pichia membranifaciens NRRL Y-2026
Lineage: Eukaryota; Fungi; Ascomycota; Pichiomycetes; Pichiales; Pichiaceae
Exons: 1
Coding region: 1-1383 (460 amino acids)
Biological process (GO): amino acid transmembrane transport
Cellular component (GO): vacuolar membrane
Molecular function (GO): amino acid transmembrane transporter activity
Source: RefSeq, a predicted model, not a curated record
AUGCUCAGAGUCGCAUCAUGGGGCUCUGUCUUCUACUUGAUCACCACCGAUAUCUUGGGCCCAACUUCCGCCCCAUAUGCCAUCGCACAGUUGGGGUACGUCCCCGGCGCUCUCUUGUACUUCCUUUUCGGUAUCGCCGCAGCAUACUGUGGCUGCCUUCUUUGGAAGCAGUACUUAUACUUGGACUCCAUCAAAUAUCCUUUGAGAAACUACGGUGACAUUGUCGGCCGUAUCUACGGUCAAUACACCCGUUAUUUCAUUGAUUUCUUCCAAUCUGUCCAAUUGUUCUGUAACGUUGCCGUCAUCAUCUUGGGUAACGGUCAAGGUCUUUCUCAGAUUGCAAAGGGUAAAGGUUGCUACACUAUACUCAUUUUCGUCUGGGCCAUCGCAGGUGCCAUUGUUGGUCAAAUCAGAAGUUUGGCCAAGUUUGGUUUCUUGGCUAAUGCCGCCAUCUGGAUGAACGUCUUUGUCAUCGUCGCCACGAUGGCUUGCGUCUCUGUCUCCCUUCCAAACUACGUUGCCGCAGCAGGUACUGGCCAUAUUGUCGAAGGCCCUGUUAUAACACAUGUCGUCAUCAGCGGUGCUGGCGACCAAUUCCAAAGUCAACUUAACGCUUGUAUGAACAUCGUCUACUCGUACGGUGGUGCUCUCGUCUUUAUCGAAUUCAUGGCUGAAAUGAAGCGUCCUUGGGAUUUCUGGAAGGGUAUGGCUUGUGCUCAACUGUUCAUCUUCACCGUCUACUUGAUCUUCGCCAUGGUUGUCUACCACUACCAAGGUCAAUUCGUCAUCAACCCUGCCAACCAAGGUAUUUCCACCUACAGUUGGCAAACAACUACCAACGUGGUCAAUUUAGUUUCUGCCUUGAUUGCAGCUGGUCUAUACGGUAACGUUGGUAUCAAGUGUUUCUACACCAGUGUCUUCCAAAGAUUCUUCAACUGGCCAGCACUUACCUCGAAGUUCGGCCGUAUCAUCUGGACCGUUUUUGUCUGCGUCUACUGGGCUAUCGCCUUUGUUUUUGCUGCAGCCAUCCCAAACUUCUCCUCCCUUGUCUCCUUGAUCGGUGCAGUCUGUAUCUUACAAUUCUCCUACACUUUCCCAUUCAUCAUGCAAUUCGGUUUUGACAUACAAGUCGGCGCUUUGACUGGAGACGGUGAGUACGAUCCUGUGAACAAAAUCACUCACAGAGUCGACUCAUGGAAAGACUGGUCCAGAUGGGCUAGAGGUUACAAGCAAAAAUGGUUUGCCAACACUUGUCAUCUCAUUCUAUUCUUUGCCUCCGCAGCAACAGCAGCUUUGGGUAUCUACUCUUCAUCGAUGUCUUUGAAAAAGGCCUUUGCUGAUGGUACUACUACUUCCUUCACCUGUAAGUCCCCUAUUGCUUGA